GUUCUGGCUAAAAUCAUGGAGAACCUUAUCAAGAACCGGCUUGAAUGGUUUUUGGAAAGUAAAGGCAUCUUAUCUCCUUCUCAGUUUGGCUUCCGAAGAGGGAUGGGUACUCUGGACAGCCUUAGCAUUUUCGUUUCGGAUGUUCGAAUCGCUUUUUCAAAAAAUGAAAGCGUAGUUGGUGUCUUUCUUGAUGUUGCAUCAGCUUACGAUAACGUCCAACUUCCACUACUCAGGCAGAAGAUGCAUCAGCUGAGUGUUCCUGUGAGGUUGGUUAACAUAAUCUGCAACAUGCUAAUGUCUCGAACGAUCACUAUCCGUCAUCAACAUUCCGUUUCCCCAUCCCGUUUAGUCUGGAAAGGCCUGCCCCAGGGCUCGGUCUUAAGCCCUAUCCUGUAUAACUUAUAUACUCACGAUUUAGAGUCUUCGGUUAACUGCUUCUGCAAAAUUCUACAGUACGCGGAUGAUAUUGCCCUCUAUUAUAGUUUCUCCUCCCCUCAAGAUGCCUCUUCUCGCUUAAACUCUGCUCUAUACUACCUCAAUCAGUGGCUAUGCGACCAUGGCCUUAGCCUAUCAGUGCCUAAAUGCAAUGCGGUUGUCUUUUCUCGCAAACGUAAUAUCCCCCCUAUUAACCUAUCUAUUGAUAAUGUUCCCAUUUCUACUCUUGACAAAAUUAAAUUUCUCGGUAUAAUUCUUGACUCUAAAUUAUCUGGCCUUCACCAUCUAGAAUACAUUAGCAAAAAAUGUGAAAAAGGUGUGAACGCCCUACGUGCCCUUUCUGGGGUUCGGUGGGGUGCUCACCCAUCAACCCAAAGAAUCCUUUAUAAUGCCAUAAUCCGGAGCCACUUUGACUACGGCAGCUUUCUGUUGGAGCCAUGUAACAAAAUUGCCUUAGCCAAAUUGGAUAAGAUCCAAGCCAAAUGUUUGCGAAUUAUUACAGGAGCUAUGAAAUGUUCCCCUAUAAACGCUCUGCAGGUGGAAUGUUUGGAUCCUCCUCUUAACUUACGCAGACAAUACCUCUCGGAUAGAUUCUUUUUCAAAGCUCUCCAAAUUAAAUCCCACCCCCUUCUUCCUCUUUUAAAAACACUGCAUGAGCUUAUUGCCUCUUCCCGUUACUGGUCACACAAACUUCCUCCUCCCCUUAUUAACAGCUACAGUAAAGUCAAUGAUCCUCACAUAUCCCUAGUCCAGUCCAAUACUAACCCUCUUUUUGAAGUUAGUUUCGAAACGUUACUCUUUCAACCGAAAGUCAUUCUCAGCCUCGGUAUUUCCAAACAUGACCCUGGUGCUAAUAAUAAAUUAAAUAAGAUUUUAACCGAAGACUGGCAAGACUGGCUCACUAUGUACACUGAUGCUUCCAAAAUUUCAGAAGAUGGCAUUGUGGGAACUGCGGUGUGGAUCCCUAAAUAUAAAAUUAUUCUGAGCAAUAAAGUUUCUCCACACUCCUCUAUCUAUACAGGGGAAUCAAUAGCCCUUUUAGAAGCUGUUAAAUACGUCGAUUCUCAUAGUCUAAACAAAACUUUAAUUCUUUCUGACUCUCUAAGCUGCCUUCAAGAUUUGAUAAAAUUUCCUUUUCGUGCUCGUCAUAACUUCCCCAUUAUUCUUCAGAUCAAGCAACUUCUGUUUAAAUGUCACUCUUCAGGUAUUCAAGUUACUUUGGCCUGGAUCCCCAGUCACUCGGGCAUCGUGGGUAACGAUAAUGCAGAUUCACUUGCCAAGGUAGCAAUUCGAAAUGGAGAUGAUUCUUACCUCAGGACUUGUUUCCCUCGAGAUCUGUGCUGCACCGCCAAACCUUCUAUGAUGAAGAGCUGGGAUUCCCUUUGGCAGAAAACCCGUAAAGUCAAAGGUAAAUUCUUCGGAUCCAUUCAACCUUCUAUUCCUCACAAAGCUUGGUUUAGUAAACACAAGAAUUUUAAGAAAUUGGCUACAUCGGUCAUCAUUCGAUUGCGGCUUGGUUUUGUCUGUACUCCAGUUUUUUUGGCUAAGAUCAGAGUCAGAGAUCAUUCUAUCUGUGAAUGUGGCCUGGAGGAGGGUACUCUGGAACACUUAUUCUUUUCCUGCCCCCGUCUUAUUACGCCCCUUUAUGACCUCCUUCCUAAUGACAUCCCACGUCCUAUUAACAUUCCUUUUUUACUAACCCUAGUCCAUUCUCCCAUUAUUAAAACGUUAUAUAAGUUUAUUAGUAUUAAUCAGAUAUAUAUAUAACAUAAUUCACCGCCUAUACUCACAAUAGUUAUUAUUGUUUCGAUGUUUCGAUGUUACUUUUUCGCUCUUACUUCAAAUAUGUAUGACAUUGACAAUACUGACAAUUAAUCAUUUAUGUUCUAACAGCUGUGCCGUCUCGUGUUUGUCACAAAUACUAACAAAUGUUUUGUCCCCCUUUUUCAGCUCUACAAUCGCUGUAGUCACUAGAGAAUAAUAAGUAUUAUUUUAUUUUUAAUUAAAAACCGAUCA
This is a messenger RNA of Helicoverpa zea (corn earworm), 2451 nucleotides long. RefSeq lists its product as uncharacterized. Lineage: Eukaryota; Metazoa; Arthropoda; Insecta; Lepidoptera; Noctuidae. The transcript is spliced from 2 exons. Gene Ontology annotation, molecular function: RNA-DNA hybrid ribonuclease activity; nucleic acid binding. The record is from RefSeq and is a predicted model, not a curated record. Bases 16 to 2202 code for a protein of 728 amino acids.